GUGUUAUUAUUUACCUUUACAGCAACCAAUGAUUCUGAAGAAGAUACCUAUGCUGUAUAGCAUUCUGCUUCAAGACAACAAUGCCCUUGUUCAACACACAGCCUUAGAAUCACUUACACAAUUUGCUGAGAGUACACCAUAUGAAACACUGGUUCCUGAAUGUUUGGGGGACAAUCAACAGUUACAGAAUAAAGUUGUGGCUUUCCUUAGCAAGUCAGCUGAGGUGAGUCCAGACUUUAGAGAACUUACUUACUUGAAACAGCAACAGGAAAAGCUCUGCCAACAACAUGACAACAUUGAUAUCCAAGUGAUAGAUGGGCUGCAAGCCAGUGAAUUACUUGGGGAAAUUAGGAAAGAAGCUAAUGGAGAUAUGCUUGAUGACAUUGAAGAGACGGAACAACUGCGAGGUCAUCUACAGAACAUCCUAUCUGACUUAUAUGCGGACAUCUCAAAGUAG
This is a messenger RNA of Mercenaria mercenaria, 457 nucleotides long. RefSeq lists its product as uncharacterized. The record is from RefSeq and is a predicted model, not a curated record. Bases 29 to 457 code for a protein of 142 amino acids. The transcript has 3 exons. Lineage: Eukaryota; Metazoa; Mollusca; Bivalvia; Venerida; Veneridae.